This is a messenger RNA of Zea mays, 1980 nucleotides long. RefSeq lists its product as uncharacterized. The transcript has 11 exons. The coding region runs from base 196 to 1653 and encodes 485 amino acids. Gene Ontology annotation, molecular function: ethanolamine kinase activity. Gene Ontology annotation, biological process: phosphatidylethanolamine biosynthetic process. Gene Ontology annotation, cellular component: cytoplasm. Lineage: Eukaryota; Viridiplantae; Streptophyta; Magnoliopsida; Poales; Poaceae. The record is from RefSeq and is a predicted model, not a curated record.
AAAUGACCUAAACCGCGUUUCGUAUUUGUUGGUCUAUGUUUUUACGAGUAGUAAUAAUCAUAAUCCGAAGUUGAUUGCCCCCACGAGGAGAUGUGGGGCUUGAAUGCUUGAUAAAAAAAAUCUCCGGUCUCCGCCGUCCAUGUCUCCCCGUGGCCCGUUGUUCUCUGAGGGCAGGCCCGCGCCACAGCGGGACUGAUGCGCACGCCACGCGUUAGGUCGGCACGACUGCACGAGCACGCGGCCGCUAAACCGACGUGGCUCGGGCCAGCCACGCGGCCUCAGGCGAGUGGGCUGGGCUCGUUGUUCGGACUCUCACUUCCUGUGUGCUCUCGUCGCCUCCGAUCGAAUCGUGUCGGGCGGGCUCGUGCCCGAUCUUGUCUGGUCCUGUCUUGGCUCCCCGCCAGGAAUAGCGCACCGAGAUCCCUUGCGCGCACGGACCAGCAGAUCGCGCGCGGGAGUGAGAGGGCGACAGGGCGUGGCCGCGAGGUGGGCAUGGGAUCGGAGGGACGGGUCUGGAAUGGCGCGGGCGUGGCCGCCGGCAGCGGCUAUGGCGGCAGCGUCGAGGCGAAAGCGACCACCGCGGCGCCCGCGGACGUUCCCACGUCGGCGGCCUCCGUCGACAUCUCGCUGCCGCUCCCGGAGAUGUCGCCUCACAUCAUAGGUCUCUGCAAGGAGUUGGUCAAAGGGUGGUCGUCGAUUGACAGCUCGCGCUUCUCCAUCGAGACCGUGUCUGGGGGCAUCACCAAUCUAUUGCUCAAGGUUUCUGUCAAAGGAAACAAUGGCAAUGAUUCUUCUGUUACUGUUCGGUUGUAUGGACCAAAUACAGACUUGGUGAUUGAUCGGAAAAGGGAAUUGCAGGCGAUACCGUAUCUCUCAGCUGCAGGGUUCGGGGCUCGGCUGCUUGGAAUGUUUGAAAAUGGAGUAGUUCAGUCAUUCAUCUAUGCUCGAACACUGUCACCUGCAGACAUGAAAGAACCUAAAAUAGCAGCUGAAAUUGCCAAGGAGCUACGCAAAUUUCAUCAAGUAGAUAUACCAGGGUCUAAAGAACCACAAUUGUGGAAUGAUAUAUUCAAGUUUUUGAAGAAAGCUGCAGCAUUGAAGUUUGAGGAUAACGAGCAGCAAAAGAGAUAUGUAAAGAUCUCAUUUACAGAAAUACAAGAUGAAGUUAAAGAACUUAAGGAUCUCUUGGACAUUCUGCAUGCACCUGUGGUUUAUGCACACAAUGACUUGCUUUCAGGAAAUCUGAUGCUCAAUGAUUUGGAAGGGAAGCUAUAUUUUAUUGAUUUUGAGUAUGGGUCAUACAGCUACCGUGGGUAUGACAUUGCAAAUCAUUUCAAUGAGUAUGCAGGAUUUGACUGUGACUUUAAUUUGUACCCAGAUAAAGAUGCCCAGUAUCACUUCUUCAGGAAUUAUCUGCAUCCUGAUAGACCUAGUGAGGCACAAGAUAUGGAAGUGCUUUAUGUGGAAACAAACACUUUCAGACUAGCAUCGCACAUUUACUGGGCAUUAUGGGCUCUUAUUCAGGCAAAGGUAUCCCCAAUUGACUUUGACUAUCUUGGAUACUUCUUCUUACGGUAUGGUGAGUACAAGAAACAAAGGGACUCCUGCUUCGCCUUGGCACAAAGUUUCCUCUCCGGGCUAAGAAAUGGCUAGAGCCUGAGAAUCUGGUCAAGGGUUUGCACUGUUGUACGCAUACUCGGGGCGGGUACGCGUUGUGAUCAUCGUCUGCUACUCAGAAACUCUAUUAUAGUGGUGGUAGCAGCCUCAUUUUGUUGUAUCUGAUGGUAGUUUCGUCAUCGCCUGAUAGGAAAGUCUCAUGAUCGCCCUCGGGAACGCAGGGUGGCGAGAUCUGUACUUAUAUUUGUAAUAAACACAAUCCGGAUGGGUUCUGUCCUGUGCAAUUUGUUGUGCGCAUAAGCAUUCCGUGUUUUUAUACAUUAUUGUGAGGAAUUGCAUAAGUUUUUUUGUUUUUCGAUUAAA